Molecule: messenger RNA, 2601 nt
Organism: Eimeria acervulina
Lineage: Eukaryota; Apicomplexa; Conoidasida; Eucoccidiorida; Eimeriidae
Exons: 3
Coding region: 1-2601 (866 amino acids)
Source: RefSeq, a predicted model, not a curated record
AUGCCCGCUGAGUGUGAGAACAUUGUCUCCACAGCAGCAGCUGCUGCAGCAGCUGCUGCUGCUCCUGCUGUUGCUGCUGCUACAAACACUGCUGGAGACACCGCAACAAACUCGGUUGCUUCUUCUCCCCUAGACACCUCCGCACACACGGGGUCUCCUCGGGAGAGCUCUACAACAGCAGCAGCAGCAGCAGCAGCAGCAGCAGAAGCAGCAAACUGCACACCAACAUCCACUCCCAUGGGCGUCUCUCGGAGACAGAGACAGUAUUACAGGCAGCAGCAGCGACAGCAGCAACGCCAGCAGCAGCAGCAGCAGCAAAUCUUAGGCCUUGGCUCCCUGCGAGGAGCUCGCUUCACCAGCAACAUCGGCAGCAAACGCACAUGCAGCAACUGCAGCAACAGCACCACCAGCAGCCUGCAGUCUGUCCGCCUCCAUCUCACUAACCACCUUUCAAAUAGCCAAGCGGAGUUGGAAGUGCAUGGAGUCGAUGUUGCUGCAGUUGCUGGCAGCAUUGUUAACCGCCUCGCUCUGACGCUGCAGCAAGCCCCACGUAUUGCGGAUGCAGCAGCAGCAGCAACAGCAGCAAAUGCGUCCUCCUUAGGCGCAGCACCAGCAGCAGCAACAGAGGCCGCCGCUGCAGCAACAGCAGCAGCAGGAGCUGCUACUGCUGCUUCGAACGCUGCACCAGCUACUGCUGGAGACCCUGCUGGAAUCCAGAAGCAGCAACUGGAGCUGCUGCAGCAGAGGCAGCAGCAACAACAGCUACAACAACUCUCACUCCUGCAGCAGCAGCAACAGCAACUCUCGCUGUGGCAGCAGCAGCAAGAACAACUGGCACUCCUACAGCAGCAGCAACAACAACAGCUCAUGCUCUUGCAGCAGCAGCAGCAACAACAGCAGCGGCAACAGCAGCAGCAACAGCAGCGGCAACAGCAGCAGCAACAGCAGCAACAGCAGCAACAGCAGCAGCAGCAGCAACGGCAGCUGCAGCAGCACAUUCAGCUGCGCAAGAGAAGCAGCAGCAGCAGCAAUUCCGGUGCUCAACGGGGAGAGGACCAGCAGCAGCAACAGCAGCAACAGCAGCAGCAAGUGCAGCAAUACGAACAGCAGCAACUACUGCAUCACCAACUUCAGCAACAAAACAUGCAACAGCAGGAGCUGCAGCAGCAGCAGCAGCAGCAAGGCUCCUUUGGAGGGGCCCACGGAUACUUUCUAACCAAACCGAUGGGUCAGCUACAGCAGCCUCAGGCGCAGCAGCAGCAGCAGCAUCAGCAGCAGCAGCAGCAGCGGCUUCUGCUGCAGCAACAGAUCGCGGGUGCGGACUCCCCUAGCAGCAAGCAGGGAGGAGUGCAGCAGCAGCAGCAGCAGGAUGGAUACAAAGGAGCCAAAGAGCAGCAGCAAGACCUCAGGCGAAGCGGCAGCAGCACUGUCUCCACAGCCACGAGCACUGUAUGCGGAGACAGUUUGCUGCGGCGCCUCUCUUCUAUCCAGGGCCCUAAGCUUGAUGAGGCUGCUGCCAAGCUGCAGCAGCAACAGCAGCAGCAGCAGCAAGUGCAGCACAAGGUGCACACGCAGACACAGAAUGAAGGCGCAGAGCAGCAGCACGGGCAACUCCAGACAGGGCAGAGGCUACUGCAGCAGCAGCAGCAGCAGCAGCAGCAGCAGCAGCAGCCCCUGUACCAGCAACACCGGAUGCUGCAGGAAUUGCAGUUCCGUAUGCAGCAUGACGCGUGUGAGCAGAUGAGCCAGCGCCUGCAGCAGCAACAGCAGCAGCAGCAGCAGCGGCAGCGGCAGCAUGCAGCUGCCCAUAACCGCAGCCAAACACCCAACCCCAGCAGCAGCAGCAGCAGCAGCAGCAGCAGCAGCAUGGGGCAGCAAGCGUUUGUCUAUGGGGCUGCCAGAAGAAGAUCUGCAACGCCGGGUCUCUUCUCAACCAGUCCCCCCUCUGGUGCAGCAGCAACCCAGCAGCAACAGCAGCAGCAGCAGGGUGCUGUCUUUCUACAUCACGCGGCUGCUGCUGGUGCUGCUGCAGCAGCAGCGCGAGAUAGCAGCAAUCGAUUCUCUCUGCCUGAAGGACACGUGGUGGUUCAGGAGGAGGUGAAGGCCCAAGUGUUAGAUAUGGCUGCUGCUGCUACAGUAGCGAGAAGCACGAGCGGCGCAGCAGCAGCAGCAGCAACUGCAGCAGCAGCAGCAGCAGCAAAACCACUGCCUGUUCAACUCACACGCCUCAGGCCUUAUUUAGUCCCUGUCGAUAUUUAUAUCCCGAAGCUUGUUCAGGUGCCGCUGCAUGUUGUGCAGCAGCACGUAAACUAUGAAGCUGUUGCAGCAGAAGCAGCAGCAAACCCUGCUGCUGCAUCUCCCCAGAAGCUACAAACACCCCACAAGCAGCAGCAGCAGCGGGAGCUCGAGGCCUUCAACAAACAGCAGCACCAACACUUCGCCGCUAUGCUGCAACGAGCGAAGCAGCAAGCAGCAAUAUGCGGAGCUCAGACCCUGCCUUUGGAGCACCUGCUGCAGCACCAGCAGCAGCUGCUGCAGCAGCAGAUGCUGCAGCCGCAGCUGCUGCAGCAGCAGCCACAGCAGCAAGCGGCUUCCCGCUAG